Populus euphratica (Euphrates poplar) is the source of this 4638-nucleotide messenger RNA. Its product is annotated as probable inactive poly [ADP-ribose] polymerase SRO3. Bases 119 to 1513 code for a protein of 464 amino acids. NCBI's taxonomy places the organism in Eukaryota, Viridiplantae, Streptophyta, Magnoliopsida, Malpighiales, Salicaceae. Gene Ontology annotation, molecular function: NAD+ poly-ADP-ribosyltransferase activity. The record is from RefSeq and is a predicted model, not a curated record. The transcript is spliced from 9 exons.
GCGUCCAAUAGAGUAGAGAUUGCUAUAAAAAUCCCGGGUUGACGCGACAAUGAGUUCUUGAUCCUGCCAUGCUCUUGUUGAUUUCACAAUCAACACCGGGAAAAAGCGAAAAGAGCCAAUGGCAGAAUCCUAUAGGGUUAGGGUUCCACCACAAUUACCAUCACCUAACCCUAAAAUCUGCUGCAAUCGCGCAACAGAUUGUUGCUCGGCGCCAUUAAUUCUCGCAAAUCUUGCCAAUUUCACCAAGAGUGCAGCGCCGGCUAGGUUCAUAUACUUCAAUCACGAUGGACUGUGGAUUGAUUUUGAAAACGAGGUUGUGGAGUCUCUCAAGCCUGCUUUCUUGGACGGCAAGGCGGUGAUUGAAAUAUCGUUUCGUGAGUCAAGGUAUCUGUUUGAUUUUACGCGUAUGUUGCAAAUUGAUUUUGAUUCAGGGAUUCAAAGAUCAAUUGCGUGGAUUGAUGUGAACGGGAAAUGCUUUUUUCCUAAAAUGUUUGUGCGUGAAGAUUUUGGGGAUAAUCUAGAGGAGGAGAGAUUGAGUAAUCGUAAAAUUGAAAUCGAAGUCAAUAUUGAUGGAAAUUCAAUUAAGCGAAAAAGAGAGGAAUUUCGUGACAAAGAAGAGCCCGAGGUUACUUCGUCGAAGAAAGAAGAGGGUGGAUUGAAACGGCAGCGUUUGGGGAUGCGUGAUGUGGGAAAUUGUAGGUGGCUGAAUACGAGGGUAUUUAAAGAAGAAGAGAAGAGUUAUUCACCUGUGAAGAAUUAUUUUUUGUCCGGUAUGAAGAAAAUUGAUCCUGAUGUUGUGAUCACGGCAAUCCAUCAAUGCACGCGUAAGGGUCUUUCGGGGGAGGCUCGUCAAGAGGUCUUUUUAAAGCAGAUUGAGAUUACAAAGGCAGCCAGGGGUGUUUCAAAUACAGUGUAUGCUUGGUAUGGCGCGCCUGCGAAGGAAGUUGAAAGUAUCCUGGCUCAUGGUUUUGGUGGACCUCGUAAGGUUUCUGCUGGUGAAACUUAUGGUGUUGGUGUAUAUUUGUCUCCUUUUGGAUUGCCUCAUAUGAGUGCCAAGUUUGCAGAGGCAGAUGAUAACGGUGAAAAACAUAUUAUACUGUGUAGAGUUAUAUUAGGUAAUGUUGAGACAGUAGUGGCAGGGUCUCAACAGUACUAUCCUUCUACUAUUGAUUUUGAUACUGGCACUGAUGAUCCCAAGAAUCCCAAGUGGUAUGUUGUUUGGUCGAGUGUUAUGAACAGACAUAUUAUCCCUGAGUGUGUUGUGAGCUUCAAAUCGUCUAUUAACGUGCCAGGUCAAGUGAGAGGAUCGACUCAUACAAAGUAUUCCCUUGAGAAAUUGUUUUCAAAAUUAAGGAGUUGGCUUCCUCCUGAAAAAAUUAAGGAAGUGACCAAACUAUAUGAUGUGUAUAGGGCUGGUAAUUUGUCCAAAAAUAUUUUCAUACGGCAUUUGCGAGGUGUGGCAGGGGAUUAUGUUCUGUUAUCUGCUAUUCGGGAGAUACGUAGUUCAGAAUAAGUGAAUUACAGUCUUCUAUUAUCUUUGCUCAGCGUAUGAAGAUUCAGAUGAACUUUGCAUUUGGUUCCGUGAGUCUUUUGUUAAGAAGGAGAGAUGCUCUGAAGCAUAAAGUGUUUAUGCAAUUUUUUGCUCCUUCAGGUUUGCAUAUUCUUGCUCCUGCUUGCGAAGGAAAUAUUGGAUCUUGCACAGAUCAUGAGAAAGGCCGGGAUGGAUUGUCCAGUUUCGCCUGUCUUUGAUUCAUGUAUCAGUGUUCCUGUUUUGUUCUGGUAACUAGAUUCUUGUUCAUCCAUAGCCUCUGGUUGAUAAUGGUUUUGACUGUAUUUUCAUGCUUUGUGUGUGAUAAAUGCUUCCUUUUAUAUAUGAGCAUUUCUUCAUUUUCUCCAAAGUUUCAUAUAUUGGAGAUGUUGUGCUUAAUGUUCAAAAUUUAGUGUGUUUCCAGAGAAUCAGAUAACUUCAAAGCAAGAAUUGCUGCUAAUGGCACUUAUCGUGGUCUGUGCUUCUAGUUAGGCUGCCAAAGAAAAAAUCACAGCUGGUUGCUGGGAUGAAAUGUUUCUUUUACACAUUAAUGCAACUCUGUUGACCUUGAAGAGUUUCUUUCAGUUUUUUGUUUUAUUAGGUAGCAUUUAGGACUGCAGGAUAUGAUUCAUACAAACAUAUUGCAUUUUUUAAUUAACUGGAGUUAGCAAGGGUUAGGUGUUGUCCAUACGAAUCAAGAGGAAUUACUCUCAGUUGUUUCUUGCAUCUUGUACUGUUGUUUGUUGUGCUAUCGCGUUCCACUUCUAUGAGAUUUUAUUAUCUCAGUGGCAAUACAUAUACACACUUCUUAUAUCUAGUUGUCUCGAUUGCAUACUAAGGGAUGGGCUCCAUCUUCUGUUAUAUAUGUUUUCUGUAGUUUCAAGAACUGGACCGGUAGGAACACUAAAUCCUUUACCAAUUUUCCGUAGUUGCACCGACUAUGCUGUGUUAGGUGAUUACUGAUGUAUCUAGGUGGAUUGGUGAUAAAUUACCUGGAAUGGUAAAGUUAGGUGGAUUUUUCCUUUUCCAUCCCUUCAUUAUCCCUAUCUCUACAUAUGCUGCUUUUGCCUCUCACUGUGACAAGAAUGCUCAGGCUCUUUCUCAAUGAGCAUUCAGAUGCACUCCAUGAUAGGAACACGCAUAUAUGAUGGACAAGCAUCUUUCUCCUCUGUAUCCAAACAUUGGAUGUAGGUUUCAUGCUGCAUGGUUUGUGCGGGAGAGAAGUCUUGAACCAUCUUCCACAAUUGUUCAUUGGAUAAAAUAUGUCACAUGGUUUGGAUCAUCAAAGUCCAUUGUUGGGAACUGACACAGAUACAUUCUCCUGAUUACUUAAGAAACUUGACCUCCACGUGUUCUUCUGGAGUUUGUCAACCAUGGGAGUGUUGUGUUUAAAGUUUAUAUUGUUGGGAGACCAUGAAGGCGGUGAGGCCUCUCUCAUUACCUAUGAGCUUUUGAACAUUGCUGGCAUGUCCUGGUUUCCACUUGUUUCUUGCACUGCCACUUCUGCAGAUAAUGCUAAUUUGAACCCUGGUGUUGCUGGUAAGUUGUGAUUCAUGACUUCUUUUUGUUAACUUCUGCAAGGCUUUUCUUAUCAGCUUGUGAAGAUAGUUACAAGCAUAAAUUUGCAAUUUGUCGUUGAUACUGAGAGCAUAUAAAUCAUAUUAUUGGGUGGUUUUGAUGGAAUGAUCAUUAAAGCCAUGCCUUAUUUCCUGUCACAUUAACAUUCGUUGGUAUACCUCGUGCAGUAGAUGAUUCCCCAGGAUAAUUUCUAGAUCCAAAGCUAGUGGGAGAUUUGAAUGCUAUUGUUUGUCCUCUUUAAACCUUUAACUGUGAAAAAGAUGGAUUUGUUCCCGUCAUCAUUGGUGCCAUUGAACUGUAUUCAGCAAUUGAGAGCCUGCAAUAAGGCCUUGAGCAUAAUAUUCUGGCAAGUUCCGGUAAUAUAUUCCUCUCGUCCUGCAGAGCUUCCUCCACGACCGUUGCUUGGGAAACUCGCAAGGGAACUUCAUCGUUGACUAGUAACCACCUUCAUAUUUUCUUUCUUUUUUCAUCAGUAUAAAUGUUAUUAUCUCCUGCUUGUUUUUACGUUGUUAAAUACAUGGAGGGGUCUCCGGCUGUUCAAUCUUGAUAUUAUCCGAGAGCAUUGGACCAGAGAUCUGUCGUCAACAUUAACUACAUUCCUGGCAAGACAACAUUUUAUUUUCUUUUGUAUUGUCUUUUCCAUCCAAAUUUGUUUUCAAUCACUCUUUAAACGGUGUUUUAUUGCUAUAUCUUGAAAAUUUGCCCUACGGUUUCGUUUUAUUGUUUAUCUUAACAUGGAAACGUGGCAGGUUACGGGAAAAUGCCAUAGCGUGAGCAAUAAUUACAGACUUCGUUCCGAGCCUUGUACAGAAUCAAUACAAGAAAAAAUCCACCUAGAAACUGUUUGAAGCACGAUUGACUUGACAUAAAAGUUGUCUCAAAAGCAUCAUGUUGUCUGAGAAAGUAUGUGAGGGGGGCUAGCAGCUGGAGGAUACAAGUAAUCCCAACCUUCAACUUCUGUGAUUACUGGCAGGCAGGCUGGUUGGCAGGAUGCGUGCCUGCUGCGCUACUCGUGAGCAACAAUCGAUGGCUAUCAGCUCCCUUGAAUUCAGCUGGCUUUGCCCAACUCGUUAUGUUAUCUCGCCAUUAUCUCGUGCUGUUCAAAGGUGCCAUGCGCAGCCGUUGAAUAGCAACCUCAUGAUGUGUACAGUCAUUUCUGUUGGGAUAGUAUCCCGCUUGACUGGUCGAGCAGUUCAUAGGAUAAUGUUGCCUUGUUUUUGACAAAUAAAUUCCGUUGUGUACACAGAGCUAUCGAUUCUUAGGGAUUUUUCAUUAUAUAAAAAUAAAAGGCUAAACACUAAAGGAUAUGCUAUCGUCACGUGUGGUUCAGAGUUUCAUUUGACAGAAUCAUAUCUGCUUGUGGGUGGUGCACCGACCACCAAGCGAUGCACUCCCAGUCUCCCACUGAAACGACCGAGUUACCUUGUGAAUUUUCUAUGGCACAAACUGCAGAAAGUGUUUUAUGCCUUGACAACAUCAACACGAAAGAAAAAUGUUUUCCAUUUUCAAUAUACCAAGCAAAACCUUACAGC